UUACUGUUCCAUUUACUGCUACAAUUUCAAAUAAAUUCUUUUGUGCUACUUGUUCGUCCUUUCUUUCUCUACCAGACGAUUAUUGCACAAGUCAAUCACGCCAUCGGUGCGGAAGGCGUUGUCAGUAUUGAAUGCAAACAAGUUGUUGACCAAUACGGGAAGAUGAUAUUGGACCUCCUCAUUGCACAGACACGGCCAGGAAAGGUAUGCAGCCAAAUCGGCCUAUGUGUAUUUGAUGGAACUCUACCUGCCAGUACUGGCAUUAAAUCUGUGCUUGACAAGGAAAACGUGAAUUCUUCUUCUCGUAAUGAAGAUUUGUUCUGCACUGCUUGUGAAAUGGCUGUAGUAUGGAUUAAGAAUCAGCUUCGGGAGAAUCAAACUGAGGAACUAAUACUAAACUAUGCUAAUGAGCUAUGUGGACGGCUUCCAAGUCCCAUGGGAGAAUCAGCUGUGGACUGCUCUCAGUUAUCAAGCUUGCCAGAUAUCUCUUUUACAAUUGCAGACAAAAGCUUUGUUCUGACUCCAGAACAG
Messenger RNA from Phalaenopsis equestris, 531 nucleotides. RefSeq names its product aspartic proteinase-like. The annotation marks the transcript as partial. The record is from RefSeq and is a predicted model, not a curated record. Lineage: Eukaryota; Viridiplantae; Streptophyta; Magnoliopsida; Asparagales; Orchidaceae. Gene Ontology annotation, biological process: sphingolipid metabolic process. Gene Ontology annotation, cellular component: lysosome. The transcript has 4 exons.